Messenger RNA from Dendroctonus ponderosae (mountain pine beetle), 3282 nucleotides. Its product is annotated as zinc finger protein OZF. Bases 329 to 1681 code for a protein of 450 amino acids. Gene Ontology annotation, cellular component: nucleus. Gene Ontology annotation, molecular function: zinc ion binding. The transcript has 7 exons. The record is from RefSeq and is a predicted model, not a curated record. Lineage: Eukaryota; Metazoa; Arthropoda; Insecta; Coleoptera; Curculionidae.
GUAUUCGAAUAUUCAAAAAGCGAAUAAUUAUGUCUAGUCAUAACUCGUCGUCUACUCGUCUUUAUCUAUCGGGGAGAGUAGUGCGAGGAAGAGACGACAGACUACACACUCUAUUUUGUCUAUUGUAUAUGUCUAGAAAUCACUGUAUGCAAGCUCAGACCAGACUUGUCUCAGAAUAGUUUGAUAAUCUAUGCUCUUCUGCUCAGACCACAGACAAAAAACUUCAAUCAUAUGAUGAUGAUGAUAAUAAUUAUUGAAAAUCAAAACUGCUGUGGGGGAUGAUAGUAAAAUAAAGUGGACACUCCUAGUACAUCUGAGCCUUCCAAUUAUGGAAGAGUCGUGUCGCAUUUGUCUAGAACUGGCUCUUGAAACUUACAGAGUGCCUCUUUCCUCGUUAACUAAAGCAAACAAAACCGUAUGCCAACUAAUUAAGGAAUGUGCGUUGAUCCAGAUUUGCGAACCGGACAAGUUGCCCCAGCACUUGUGCUGCAAAUGUUAUCAACAGUUGCUCGUGAUGUACGACUUUCGUGAGUUAAUAGUUUCAUCGGACAAUUGUUUGAAAGAAAAAAUAUAUUCGAAAAACAGUAUCAUUAACUCACCAGAACCAGAUCUUGCGUUUAUUUGUAUUAAAGGAUUGCCAAUCAAACAGGAAAAGAAAAGCCAGCAGAAAAUUUCUUAUACAACCACGUCUCCACAGUUGCCACCCGAUGAAAAAGUUAAGUCCAGUUCAGAAAAAGAGCAAUUUCAGCAAUCUGUUCGAAAAAAUGCCGGCAGGAAGCCUUCGAAAGUAGCCGAAAAGAAGCGAAAGGUGCAUGAAUUCAAAUGCGAAAUAUGCAAAAAAGUAUUAGUUGGCCGCUCAAAUCGCCUGCAACAGCACAUUAUCAUGGCGCAUUCAGACAUCAGGAACUUCCCAUGUAACAUUUGCGAGAAAAAAUUCAAAAGCAAGCAACAAUUGGUCAACCAUUCCCGCGUUCACACUGGCGAAAAGCCCUAUAAAUGCGACAUAUGUAAAACUGCAUUUGCGUCAAUUCAGAGUCUGUUUAACCAUAAAAAGAAGCAUACCGGCAAUCACAAAAACUAUAAAUGCGCCAUGUGUUUAAAUAAGGGUUAUGCCACACCCGGGGAACUUGAGACACAUCGAAGAAUAGUACACACGGGCGAAAAGCCAUUUUUAUGCGAACUAUGCAGUCGAGCAUACAGUUCUCUAAGAAAUUUAGUAUUGCACAAAAAAUCGGUGCACGAAAAGACGGAAAAGUGCCCCAAAUGUAGCCUAAUGCUCAGCAAUAAGAGAAUAAAAUACCAUGUGCAGAAGCAUCUGGACAAAGAGGAGGGCAUCCGAAGAUACACUUGCGAUCAGUGUGGCAAAUCUUUUUUCACCCAAUCCGUGUUGAAGCGUCACCAAUUAUUGCACUUGAAUCACAGGCCCUACGCUUGUCAGAUUUGCCAUAAGGCCUUCAGUCAAAAAGGCUCGGUGGAAACCCACAUGAAGACGCACAGUGACAUCAGAAGUUACAGUUGUUCAUUGUGCGACAAGACAUUCAAGUACAAGCAACACUUGCAGCAACAUUUGCAUAAAAAGCACGCAACCAGUGUGGAAUCGCUUCUGGAGACGAUUGAAAGCGAACGGAAAGAACUUAGCAAUGCACUGGAAAUAAACGCUUCAUGUUUGUUUAUAAGAUAGUUUUGGGCCUCUUCAUUCUUCUUGCGAAAAGUUCGCAAGGAAUCCUCGUCACCACAACUAAAACAAAACAUGAAUGAUGCGUUUGGUAUUUCCGGAACUAAACCUCUGCACUUGGGACAAAUGUAGCUAUCCAACAUUUCCUAAAACAAUAAUGGAAAUUCCUUACGGUCACUUUUUGCUGGCACAUUGAAGCAUUUAAAUACACACCACUUCUUUAGACUGGUCGCUGCAGAUUACGCACUUGCAAUCAAAAUGAUAUAGACUCUUACAGGCUAUUUGACGCUGUUCUCUGUUCAUUCCCCGGUAGUCGAUGCCGUAACAGUUGAAAAUUUCCUCAUUUGCUUCAAUAUCUUCGAUAGCUUUCACCACAAUUGUAUCACAGAUAAAACUAAAAAAUUAAUAUCUCUACCAGUUAAUUAAUCGUAAUAAGCAAGGUAAUACUUACAAGUUGGUCACAUUAGCACGGCAAGAGUGAUUCAUGAUGCUGACCGAGGGAAACAUGCCACAGGCCACCGUGAUGAGAAUAUCGGGAAAAAGAAGAUCAGUGGAUGAAUAGGUCCAAUGUUCGAUGAUACUCGAAUUGCAAGACAACUGGGCAAUAUGCUUAGUGAUAAGGCCACCUACGUAUUUGAUUAGGCUGUUGGAAUUAUUUUUGGGGCAGUUUUUCUGCUGCAGAAACCAAGAGAAGAAGUCUGUAUACUUUUGCAAAUAUGAAACAAUUAUCGCUGACAUCUGGAAUAGAUUUAGAUAGCACUCUUUUGCUGUAUAUAUAAUUAGCAUAAACAAUAACGCUUCUGCCGUUACGUACCACUAUAUAAGGCGCAGCAUUUUUACUUUUAUAAAUAUUUGAGACCAAUCUAUUGAAAUAAGGGUAAUUGUCCUCUUUGCUGCCGAAGUGUUUCAAAUCCUCGUCAUAACCGCCCUUAAUAAUAUUGAAUCCGGACUUGACUCCUUUCAGCGCUGCCUUAAAUGCAGGGAACCCAAUGCCCAGAUCAUACCAUAUAUUCGCCUGCAUUCCUGCACAUUCCCACUUAUGGCAUUCUUCCCACGAGAAGGUUCUACAGUUUUCAUUGCAAUAAACGCAUAAAGUACACGAACGACACCUAAGAAACAAUGUUCGGAUUAGAUUUGCAGGCCAAGAAAGCAAAGCUAAAACAACAAAAUACUUACGGAAUACUGCUUAUAAUGUCUGUUAAGCAAUUGUAACAUUUAAAAGAAUACAACUCUUUAUUCUCCUUGAAGACUGGAGCGAAUAUGAAGGCCUUUUCCACAAAAAGCACAUCUCCUCUUUGAAUACUUUUUUGAGCAAUAACAUGCCUUCCACGAAUUUUGUCAUAACUAAAAACGUGUAUUAUUAUUUAAUGUGCUGGAAUGUUAGUUGAAGAAAAAUUCACUGGCGUUAGUGAUCUAAUUCUAAGGUAAACGUUAUGUUUCAAACCUCAUUUUUAAUUUCGAAGACGCAAAAGCGAACGUUUGAUUCUCCCCAUCUUCAAACCCUGGAAGAUCGACAAUAGAAUUAUCUCUACACAUGUCAACCUUAUUCUGUUUCAAAGUGGACCCCCGCAAUUGAUUCAAUUUCAAUAUAUGCUUAUCUAAAAAUA